AUGUAUUUUUCUCAAAUAAUAUGCUCUCUUAUCAUUAUUUUGUUUCAGUAUUGCUUAGGAAAAGCCCUGGUGUUAACGGUGGAGAGCGAGACCCUGCUCCCCUAUGAUGAACCAUAUUAUGAGUAUGUUCCUGACCGCAUGCAGUGGCACGCUGCCCGCGAGGUCUGCAGCCAGAGGUCUGGAGCUAUGGCUGUGGUCUCUAACGUCCUUGAGAACAGAGAACUGAGCAGCUUUUUACAGUCGCUUAACAUCACUCAGCCCGUUUGGAUCGCGAUGAAAGUCGUGAAACAAAUGAGCGAUUCCCUAAUCCUGGAGUUUUUGGGGAGAACAGAUAGGAAGUCUGCUCGACUCCUGCAGAGUUUCCCGACCAUGGACGCCGUCACGGUUUGCGCCCGUGUUCGAUUCGACCCAAGCUGCCACGGAGUUUCCACUGUGUUCUCUUAUGCCAUACAGACUUUUAUUAAUGAAUUCCAGCUUCGAGCUCAAGUUAUCCAGGGCGAGCCCAUCCAGCUCGCUCUCCUCGUGCACGGAGUACACAGCCGCUAUGUGUCUGCUUUCCCAAACGACGCUUCCUGGCACUCCGUGUGCGUCAGCUGGGCCGCACAGGGGGGCCGGUGGGCCAUCACGGUGAACGGUUCGGAGAUAGGUCAGGGGUCGAACCUCUAUCCGUCGGAACGCAUCGGACGCAACGGCCAGUUCAUCAUCGGCCAGGAGCAGGACGCUUACGGCGGAUCGUUCAAGAGCCAGGAGGCUUUUUGCGGAAGCAUUACGCAGCUCUACAUCUGGAAACGGGUGUUGAACAGCAGUGAGAUUCAGACUAUGGAAAAAGAGUGUUCACCUAUUCCCUCUGGUCUGUUUUUUAAGUGGAGUGCUUCAGCUUUGGAAGUGGAACCCUCCCUGCAGAGACACUGGGGAAAGUCCCUGUGUCAAGAUGAAUUUGAUGUCUAUGGCUUUCCCAAGACACCGUUUUUCAAACAAGUCAAGAAGGACCUGGUUGGCCAACCUACAACGGAUGGAAAUAACCUAACCGCACCUGCCAAGCGAGACCUGGCCGGACUGAGCGCGCUCAGUGGUGUUCUUGUCAAGGUUCUGAAAAGCAACCCAGCCAUCGUCACUUCCUCCGACAUCCUCCACCUGACUCAGAUGAUGGAGAAAGCGGCGGCCGCACACCUGUCCCUGGGAUCCAGCCCCUCUGAGGCCAUCGUGUCUCUGGUCACCAAUUACCUGAAACUGGCCAGUGAGAUCCUUGACCCUGAUAUGGCUGUUCAUUGGUUGGAUCUGAGUGAAGAUGAGGUCCGUCCCAGACCAUUCUCGGUUAUUGAAAGUAUUGACAAAUUGAUUUGCGCGCUGGCAGACGUACUGUGGAAAGAUGGGAAAAGCUACAGCAUUUCAACAAACAGCAUAGAUGUUCAUCUGGAGCCGAGACAGCUUUCUCAGGCGAGCUGCAGCUUCCUGUAUAAACCAUCUGCUUAUGACACCCAGUCCAACCAUCAUGACGAGAUUCUCAUUCCAGACUUGGAGCUCCACAGACUCUACUCACUGGGUCACAAAGAGGUCAUGUUUAUUCACACAUACUACAGUCACGUGCUGGAAAUGCAAAACAGAAUGCGGUUUGACUCAUCUUCUGAAGGACAGAGUGACAGAGAAGGUCUCAUAGACGGUCAGCUGGGUACGGCGAUUAUCUCGGCCACCGUUCGCGAUGUGUCAAGGGCAGAGAAUGUUCCGGUCUCUGUUCAGUACUCCCUGUCCUCUCUAAACACGGUGGAGUAUACGCAGCGUGUCACGCCUGUUUGUGUUUUUUGGAACUUCAGCCUGAUGGAAGGCCAUGUGAGCGGCUGGUCACAGGAGGGCUGUCGUGUGAUGUACUCCGGGCCAGAUGUCACCACCUGCUCCUGUAGUCACACCACAAACUUCGCUGUCCUCAUGAAUUACAUGGACAACACGUGGAGUCCAGAAGAGGAGAGUGUUUUGACUAAACUGACGUUCAUCGGUUCGGGAGCGUCUCUCUGUGCGCUGGUGGUGACCUUGAUGCUGUUUACUGUGCUCGAUAUUCCUAAAUCAGACCGGACGUCAAUUCACAAGAACCUGUUCAUCUCCCUCACCUGUGCUCAGAUUGUACUGCUCUGCAGUGGCUCGGCCAUACACAACAAGGUGGCCUGCACCCUGGUGGCGGCUCUGCUCCAUCUGUUCUUCAUGGCGGCGUUUAGCUGGAUGCUGGUGGAGGGGCUCCUGCUUUGGAGCAAAGUGGUGACGGUCAACCUCAGCGAAGACCGUCACAUGAAAUACUAUUAUCUCAUUGGCUGGGGUCUGCCUGUGUUAAUCGUGACCAUUACCCUGGCCUCUGCCUCUGAUAAGUACUCGGCCGACGGACACUGCUGGCUCAGUGUACAGAAUGGAGUUAUAUGGGGUUUUGCCGGACCAGUCAUUUUCAUCAUCAUGGUAAAUAUCAUGGUGUUGAUACGCGUUGUGGUCAUUACCAUCUCCACGGCGAAGAGAAGAUCUUUGAUGAUGGCUGUGAGCAGUAGUCCAGUGGAACAAGCUUACGAACAGAUCAGGGCUGCAGUGAAAGCAGUGCUGGUCUUGUUGCCAAUACUGGGCCUCACAUGGCUGUGUGGGGUCCUGGUGCCCUUCUCCAUUGCAAUGGCCUACGUCUUUAUCCUCCUCAACUCGCUGCAGGGUCUCUUCAUCUUCCUGAUAUAUGGAGUGUACAACACAGAGGUUCGCAGUACAGUAAACAGGUUUAAAGAGAGGAGAAAAGCCACGAACUUCUCUAACUGUGUGAGUUCCAGACCUUCCAGUUCGGUGACCACCUCGCGGCCGGGCAGUUGCCCCAUGCCUGAGUCUCAGGGAGGUGAAGCGCCCUGUACCUGCCAGCCCGGGAUGCUGUCCUCCCCACACUGCAGUGCUUGUGUGGGCUAUACCAGCUCCAGCUACAACGGCAGGAGGCAUCUGUCCCUUCCCAGCGUCCCCGGAAGUCUGGGGGAGACCGGCCUGUGCCCCUCCUUCGCUCUGUCCGUCUCUAAGGUUGGCCCGGGGAGGUAUCACGAGUCCUCAGCUACGAGUCCACAACAGAGUCCAGUAAAAAGAGUGACAGCCUCUGCCAGAAUUGUGGGGCAGGACAGCGUCCACUUGACUCUCGUUUCCUAUUACCCUUACGGUCAGCUGGGCGCAGCGAUGAGGUCAUUAAAUCAAGGUCAAGCAGAUUAG
Messenger RNA from Chanos chanos (milkfish), 3207 nucleotides. RefSeq names its product adhesion G-protein coupled receptor D2. Lineage: Eukaryota; Metazoa; Chordata; Actinopteri; Gonorynchiformes; Chanidae. The coding region runs from base 1 to 3207 and encodes 1068 amino acids. Gene Ontology annotation, molecular function: G protein-coupled receptor activity. Gene Ontology annotation, cellular component: plasma membrane. The transcript is spliced from 23 exons. The record is from RefSeq and is a predicted model, not a curated record. Gene Ontology annotation, biological process: adenylate cyclase-activating G protein-coupled receptor signaling pathway; cell surface receptor signaling pathway.